Thrips palmi is the source of this 1868-nucleotide messenger RNA. RefSeq names its product TGF-beta-activated kinase 1 and MAP3K7-binding protein 1-like. NCBI's taxonomy places the organism in Eukaryota, Metazoa, Arthropoda, Insecta, Thysanoptera, Thripidae. The transcript is spliced from 9 exons. Gene Ontology annotation, molecular function: protein serine/threonine phosphatase activity. Gene Ontology annotation, biological process: protein dephosphorylation. Bases 1 to 1470 code for a protein of 489 amino acids. The record is from RefSeq and is a predicted model, not a curated record.
AUGCCUACGAGAGCAGAAAUCCCUCGAGUACUCUGUAAUGCCUACGAGCAGCGGUGGACCGAUGACCUUCCAGUAUGUCGGCUUUCUGGAGUUGGUUCAGCAACAAACCAGCUCUACCGAGAAGAUGGAAUGCGUCAGGAAGAACACCCUUGUGAAGACCACAGUUUCCAUGUUCGGAUAGACAAUGAUACUUACCUCUAUGCUAUAUUUGAUGGCCAUGAGGGUGGUGAGGCUGCUCAAUUUGCAUUGCAAAGAAUGGCUUAUGAAAUUCUUUUUGGAAAGCUAGAGGGAAAAUCGACAGACGAAGAAAUUAAAGAGGUUCUGAGACAAGCCUUUUUAGCUGUGGAGGAAAGUUACAUGGCUUCUAUUGAUGAUCGCCUUGCUGAGAGAGCUAAACUACAAAUGGACAUUCCAGAUGACUUAUCAGAAUAUGAAGCAUACAAAAAAUACCCUCACCUGGUUGACCGCUUAAAAACAUUGAAUGGUGAACUUUCUUGUGGCACAACUGCUGUGGUUGCUUUGGUGUGUGGAGGACGUCUAUUUGUAGCUAAUGUUGGUGAAUGCCGUGCCUUAUUAUGCCGCACUGAUAAAGACGGUGUGCUCAGGGUCUUGCAGUUGAGUGUGGAUCACAAUCUCUCUAAUGAAGACGAACUCCUCAGACUGCAACAAUUAGGACUUGAUCUAGACAGAAUCAAGCAAGAACACCGUCUUGGAAACCAAGAGAACUCUCGUUGUUUAGGAAAUUAUCUUGUUAAAGGCGGCUACAAAGAAAUAGAGGAACUUGCAUCUGCAAUGUCAGAACCAGUUAUUGCAGAGCCAGAAGUUCAUGGUGGCAUUCCUUUGGACGAAAACUGCAGGUUUUUGAUGUUGAUGUCUGACGGAGUCUACAAAUCCUUAGAAAGUGCAACUAGAACUGAUCAAGUCAACAAGGUACUUGCAGAAAUGGCUGUAGUUGAGUUCCGGAACCAAUCUACACUUACAAGCGUCGCUCAGGGAGUUAUAGACAGGAUUGGAAGAAUUCAUCAUGAUGUUUUUAUGAGUGAUAAUAUGAGUAGAGAGAUUGUGUCCCCUCGUUCAGGUUGCACCAAAGGAAAACGAGAUGAUAUGACACUCCUCAUCAGAAAAUUCAACUUUGACAUACCAAAUGCAGUUAGUCCAACACCAUUCGAAGUACCCAAUUAUGAAAGAGUAGCAAGCAACGGUAGUGCUUCAGAGACUUUGAAUCCUAGUGAGCUCCCCUCUGGCAGCACCUUACAGAAUAGUUUCUCUACUGUAGAUGAAACUUAUAGAGAUACUUCACGAACUAACGACACAAAUACAACUGAGGAUAGCUCAUCCGAUGCUAUGUUUUCUCAAGCUAUUUUUUCUACUCCUGCUCCAAUUUUACCUUAUGUUGACUUUUCAGAGUAUUAUGCAAAUGUGGAACAUGCUCGUCAGGAGGGGACUUUACCAGAGGGAAUCAAUUUUUAGUACUUACACUUACUUGUGUAUAUUUCUGUGAUCUAUAUUUUGCUUUAGCAAUCAAGUCAUUGACAUUUUUAAAAAAUAUAUUUAUUUUAAAAUAUUAAUUUUAAUUUUGGAACUUGAACUUUGUGUGUAAUGCAUGAUUUGUUUUACCUGCCUUGUUAUUUUAAAGGAGCUACUUUUUAAAAUCUUUUAGUUUUACCAAAGCACAAGAGACUAAUGACUUGUGAGUAUGACAUUCUAAUAAAAUGACGCAAUAUUUUAUUUGGAUAGAUACUAUACUACCUAUACUGUUUCUAACUAUGACUUUCUGGCGGCACAAUGUAGACGACUUCAGUCAUUGUGAGUGUUUCAACCUGUGAUGUGCAUUUGAGGAAGUGGUCAAUAAUCAAACAAGAUGUCAA